Molecule: messenger RNA, 989 nt
Organism: Megalops cyprinoides (Indo-Pacific tarpon)
Lineage: Eukaryota; Metazoa; Chordata; Actinopteri; Elopiformes; Megalopidae
Gene: crygn2
Product: crystallin, gamma N2
Exons: 4
Coding region: 148-699 (183 amino acids)
Biological process (GO): lens development in camera-type eye; visual perception
Molecular function (GO): structural constituent of eye lens
Source: RefSeq, a predicted model, not a curated record
CCUCUAAACCCUCCAUUGUGGAGCCUUUGUUGCGUCAGCCUCGCGAUACUACAGAGGGCUGCCCUUGUCGUAUAUAUUGGUGUGUCCAACUUUUUGACUGUCACACUUUCUCACUUGUGGCUCGGGUUGGACAGCAUCCAGGGGGAAAUGUCGCAGUACUCGGGAAAGAUCAUAUUUUAUGAGGGGAGCUGCUUCACAGGGUGGAAGCUGGAAGUAUGCGGCGACUGCGAUAACUUCCAGGACCGGGGUUUCAUGAAUCGGGUCAACUCCAUCCGCGUGGAGAGCGGGGCCUGGAUCUGCUACGACCACCCUGACUUCAAGGGCCAGCAGUACAUCCUGGAACGUGGCGAGUACCCAGAGUUCCAGCGCUGGAAUGCCCACAAUGACCACAUGGGCUCUUGCAGGCCCAUUAGGAUGCAUGGUGAGCACUACAGAAUUGAGCUGUUCGAGGGCUGCGACUUCUCCGGACAGUGCAUGGAGCUGUGCGAUGACUGUCCCUUCCUGCAGAGCCGGGGCUUCACCAAGACCUGCGUCAAUUCCGUCAGAGUCUAUGGUGACGGCGCCUGGGUAAUGUACGAGGAGCCCAACUUCCGCGGCCGCAUGUACAUUGUGGAGAGAGGAAACUACUGCAGUCACACCGAGUGGCAGGCCGAGAACCCCAGCAUCCAGUCCAUCCGCCGGGUGGUCAACUACUUUUAAACUCAUCCACCUGGAAUGGACUGCGCCCUUUACCUCUAUUCAGUGAAAAUGGGAAAUUAAAACAGCAAUAACAAACCAAUAUUUUAUCAAAUGCUGGUAUAUUUCAUAGUGUUGCACAUCUGACAGUUAAUCCUACUGAAGAAACUGCUUGCAAUUGAUACCAAAAUGCACGGCAUCUUUUUUAAGAUUUUUUUUGGGGGGGGGACUGUACUGCUAGAAAUGCACUAAUGGAUUAGGGAUGCUAAAAGUAAAAAGUGAUGUUUUUCAUUGAUUGACUUUUUAUUGAUUUG